GAUCUCCUCAGCUGGUGGUGCUUCAGUGAAGUUUGCUGCAGCUGUCUAAUCAAAGCCAAAUCCAGAGAUGUUUCGGAGCCUGCUUCUCACCAUCGUGUGUGGAUAUGCAUCGGCCAUUCUCAGUUCAGAACUGGAUCGACACUGGGUGUUAUGGAAGAAGAUUCAUCAAAAAGUCUAUGAACACGAGAUUGAGGAGCUGGGGCGCAGGCGGAUCUGGGAAUCCAACUUGGAAAUGAUUAAUGUACACAACCUGGAAACCUCCCUGGGCCUGCACUCCUAUGAGCUGGCCAUGAACCACUUGGGGGACCUGACCACUGAGGAGGUCUUAGGCACUCUGAUGGGCACCGUCGUGCCCUCUGACCUGACCAGGGGUCCUCCCGACUCUUUCGCGGUCAACGUCUCUCUACCGCCAACACUGGACUGGAGGAAAGAAGGCCUGGUAACUGAGGUCAAACAGCAGGGUUCAUGUGGCUCUUGUUGGGCCUUCAGCGCAGUUGGAGCUCUUGAAGGGCAACUUAAGAAGAAAAACGGCACCCUGACGUCCCUCAGUCCUCAGAAUCUGGUGGAUUGCUCCCUUGUGUACGGAAACAGUGGGUGCCACGGUGGCUUCAUGGCAAACGCCUUCCAAUACGUCAUUCAAAACAAAGGCAUAAAUUCAGAAGCAUCUUACCCCUACGUUGGCCGGCGUGGUAAUUGCAAGUAUAGCCCAAAGUACCGCAUCGCCAACUGCUCAAGCUACGCCUUUAUCGCAAAGGGCGAUGAGUUUGCAUUGAAGGCAGCUCUAGCUAAAAUUGGCCCUAUCUCUGUAGCAAUCGAUGCCUCCAGGCACAAGUUUGUCUUUUACCGUCAUGGAGUGUACAGGGACCACAGCUGCACCCACAACGUGAACCAUGGCGUGCUGGCUGUGGGCUACGGCACCGAGAAUGGAGACGACUACUGGCUGGUCAAGAAUAGCUGGGGUGUAACCUAUGGAGAGGAAGGCUACAUCAAGAUGGCUCGAAACAGACGUAACCAGUGUGGGAUUGCUCUCUACGCUUGUUACCCCAUCAUGUGAUCAGCAGAUGGCCUGAUAUUUAAAUGUAUGUUUUUCCACGGGAGUUUUAAUUUAAUAAACAGUUUGAUCCUUAA
Gymnodraco acuticeps is the source of this 1128-nucleotide messenger RNA. RefSeq names its product cathepsin S-like. Gene Ontology annotation, biological process: immune response. Lineage: Eukaryota; Metazoa; Chordata; Actinopteri; Perciformes; Bathydraconidae. Gene Ontology annotation, molecular function: cysteine-type endopeptidase activity. The record is from RefSeq and is a predicted model, not a curated record. The transcript is spliced from 8 exons. Gene Ontology annotation, cellular component: lysosome. Bases 68 to 1054 code for a protein of 328 amino acids.